CCCCGAGAAAACAUUUUCUCAGUAAUCAAACAGUAGAUUUCUAUUGAGAAAACAUUCUGAAAUGGAUCGCUUCCAGAGCAGAUACAAUUUCAUAUCCAUUUUCUUGGGAUCCAUGGCGAUUUUGUGUGUGAUCUCUUGGUGUUCGACCUCCUUCUUCGACUAUUCUCUUCUGAGAUUUCGAUUUUCACCACCAGUGGGUGACUUGAAGAAAAGUUUCUACGCUGACUACGAGAACACAAAUGUCGAUUCGUUAGGUUUAUCUGAUCAAUCGAGUAAUAUCAGCCAUCAAUUGCAGAAGAAACAGAGAAAGCUAACCAAAGAGGAAGAGCUCGAACGAGGACUAGCCAAGGCUCGAGCAUCGAUUCUUCGGGCGGCUUCUGAUCGUAACACUACAGAAUACGAAAGCCACCUUCCCAACGCAGAAGUCUACCAUAAUCCCGCCGCUUUCUAUCGGAGUUAUGUGGAGAUGGAGAAGAGGUUCAGGGUCUAUGUAUAUGAAGAAGGGGUGCUUCCGUUAGUUCACGACGGACCGUGCAAGGACGUAUACGCUGUGGAAGGCAGGUUUAUACACGAAAUAGAAAGAGGGAAAACGAGGUUCAGGACACGGGAUCCAUUAAAGGCCCACGUUUACUUCAUGCCCUUCAGUGUGACAUUUCUUGUGAAGUACUUGUACCAAGGUCACGGCGACGCCAAGCCUCUGAAGCGGUUCGUGUCUGACUACGUGACAACGAUAUCCAGCAAGUACCCUUUUUGGAAUAGAUCCAGUGGGGCUGACCACUUCAUGCUUGCUUGUCAUGAUUGGGGUCCUCUCGUUUCAAAAUCCAAUCCGCAUCUCUUCAACACAUCGAUCCGAGUCUUGUGUAACGCCAACUCAUCCGAAGGAUUCAACCCGAAAAAAGACGCAUCCCUCCCCGAAAUCAAAUUAUACGGCAGCGAAAUAAACCCCAAACUCACACUUUCCAAAACUGGGGAUUACUCUCAAAGGCCGUACCUCGCCUUCUUUGCAGGCGGACUCCAUGGACCCAUCAGACCAAUCCUCCUAGAACACUGGAAACACCGUGACCCCGACAUGCCCGUCCACGAGUACCUCCCGAAAAACCUAAACUUUUACGACUUCAUGCUACAAUCAAAGUUCUGCCUCUGCCCGAGCGGAUACGAAGUGGCUAGCCCACGUGUCAUCGAGUCCAUCUACGCAGAAUGCGUGCCGGUGAUCCUUUCCAAGAACUUUGUGUUGCCUCUCAGCGAUGUGCUGAGGUGGGAGACGUUCUCCGUACAAGUCGACGUGUCGGAGAUUCCGAGGUUGAAGGAGAUUCUGAUGUCGGUGUCCGAAGAAAAGUACAGAUGGCUCAGACGCAACUUGCAGUACGUGAGGAGGCAUUUCGUCCUGAAUCAGCCUCCAGAGAGGUUCGAUGCCUUUCACACCACUCUUCACUCCAUUUGGCUUCGCCGAAUUAAUUUCGCCCUCGCUUAAAAGGUACCAUCUUUUCAGUUUUCUCUACAUGAAGAUUUAGAUUUUGCCUGCUAUAUACAUACAUGUAUAUGCUCCCGUAUUAU
Tarenaya hassleriana is the source of this 1554-nucleotide messenger RNA. RefSeq names its product probable glycosyltransferase At5g25310. The record is from RefSeq and is a predicted model, not a curated record. Bases 62 to 1471 code for a protein of 469 amino acids. The transcript is spliced from 4 exons. Lineage: Eukaryota; Viridiplantae; Streptophyta; Magnoliopsida; Brassicales; Cleomaceae. Gene Ontology annotation, molecular function: glycosyltransferase activity.